CAGCACUAGUAGGUUUAGCCGAAUGGAUUUGAUCAUCAUCAGUCAAAUUCACCGUCAGUAAAUUUUUAGCGGAGAGCGCAUUGAAACGGCUCAACACAUAAUUUACUCGGAGUAAUCUUAUCUCAAUGUUUGAGCCGUGAAUCUGUUGCGGUGAUAUAAUUGUUUUGUUUUGCCGAUAAAAACGAAGUGCUUCAGAGUGAUUGAUACUGACGGAAUAAAAGUGUUUUACCGUAGUUUGUAAAUUACAAGUAUUUUUGUGGGUAUUAUUAGGUAACAUCUCGUGCCGACGAAUUAUAAAAUUGUCGAACUUAUUCAAUAGAGCCAGUGAACAUUGAUAAUGUUAAAAUCACCAUAAUUAUUAAAAGUAACCUGUUUUGUAUUCUUCUGAUCGCGGUUGUUCCAUUGUGUGAACCAUGGAAUCCCUGAAGAAGAAAGGUCGCCCACCUCAUCCAAGGGCCAAAGCCAACCCAUUAUCAGCAUUAACAUUUUCAUGGACUCUUCCAAUGUUUUUCGGAGGGCUGAAGAAGGAAAUGGAAGAGCAUGAAUUAUAUGAACCUUUAGAUGAGCAUGCUUCUGGUCCACUGGGCGACAAAUUCGCUCGCCUCUGGGAGGAAGAGGUCGCGAGAGCAAACGGCAAGAAGCGCACCCCCAGCCUCCUCCGAGUGAUCCUCAGAGCGUACGCCGCACGAUGUAUGCUUUACGGAAUGGUGCUGCUGUUUAUGGAGUGUGGGAUAAGGUUAGCCCAACCAGUGUUCCUGGGCAAACUGGUCCAGUUCUACAGUCCUGAAAACAAGAACAUGGACUUCACUGAAGCGUACUUAUACGCGGGGGCCGUCGUGCUAUGCUCUGCUCUGAAUGUAUUCGUCGUGCAUCCUUACAUGAUGGCCAUUCUGCAUAUGGGCAUGAAGUUUAGAGUGGCUUGCUGUUCACUUAUUUACAGAAAGUCGCUCAGGCUGUCAAAAACAGCUCUCGGCGAGACGACGGUCGGCCAGGUAGUGAAUCUCCUGUCAAAUGACGUCAACCGGUUCGACGUGGCCAUCAUAUUCCUGCACUACCUGUGGAUAGGACCGCUGGCCACCGUCAUCAUCACAUACCUCAUGUGGCUGGAAAUCAGCUGGGCGGCAGUCGUUGGAGUCGGAUUCAUGUUACUCUUCAUCCCUUUACAAGCGUAUCUCGGCAAGCGGACUUCGGUGCUUCGACUGAAGACGGCUCUCAGGACUGAUGAGCGCGUGCGACUCAUGAACGAGAUCCUCUCCGGCAUCCAGGUCAUCAAGAUGUACACCUGGGAGAAACCCUUCGCGGACCUCGUCGCGAAAGCUAGAAAGCAAGAAAUAAAGCAGAUCCGCGCGACCUCCUACAUCCGCGGCGUGCUCACCUCGUUCAUAAUGUUCACGACGCGCAUCUGCCUGUUCUGCUCGAUCCUGGCGUACGUGCUGGUCAACAACGUCAUCAGCGCGAAGCAGGUCUUCGUCAUCACCAGCUUCUACAAUAUACUGCGGCAGACUAUGACCGUGUUCUUCCCUCAAGGUAUUGCUCAAAUAGCAGAAGCGACCAUAUCAAUAAAGCGUCUCCAGAGCUUCAUGCUGUACGAAGACACGAGCAAACCAGUGCCCGGCCUGGCCGAGAUACAGACCUCCACGAAGCCCAAAGACAAGAAAGAUUUAGAAGAGGCAGCUAAAGAGGAUGAAACUCCGAGAGAAACGCCCAAAGCGUCCGAGACCUCUGAAACUUUGUUGGCGGAGACAAGCAAGCAGGAUGAGGCUAAAGGCAAUGGUAACGCUACUCUCGCGCCUCUCGAAUCCGCCGAAGAAGACGACCAGGAACUAUCGACGCGAGUAGAGGAAGACUCGAGGGGAGUUAGGCUAAAGCACGCCACGGCGAAAUGGAUAGUGUCGCACACGGAGAACACGCUGACAGACCUCUCGCUGACAAUCAAACCUGGCAAACUGAUAGCUGUGAUCGGACCAGUAGGCGCUGGAAAAUCGUCCUUAUUGCACGUGUUAUUACGAGAGUUACCGCUACAGUCUGGAAGCGUGCACAUAGGGGGAACUGUUUCAUACGCGAGUCAGGAACCAUGGUUAUUCGCAGGCAGCGUCAGGCAAAACAUAUUAUUCGGGCAGGCGAUGGACCGUCCGCGGUACAACACGGUCGUCCGCCGUUGCGCGCUCGACAGAGACUUCGCACUUCUACCGCACGGCGACAAGACGGUUGUCGGUGAGCGAGGUGUCAGUCUUAGUGGAGGCCAGCGCGCGCGCAUAUCUCUAGCGCGUGCGGUAUAUAAGCGCGCGGACAUCUAUUUACUAGACGACCCGCUAUCGGCCGUGGACGCACACGUGGGCAGACACCUGUUCGAGUCGUGUGUGGUGGGCUACCUGCGCAACUCCACCCGAAUCCUCGUCACGCACCAGCUGCAGUUCCUUAGGGAUGUCGACCAGAUUAUAAUAUUAAAGAACGGCACCAUAGCCGCUGCGGGUAACUUCGACACCCUCAGUGCAUCAGGUCUGGACUUCGCUUCGCUGCUAGCGCGGGAGGAAGAAGAAGAAAAUAAACCGGCGCCAGAACAGACUCCCACGAUUGAAACCGAGGAAUCUGUGCUGCAGGGCAGUUUCCGAAAAAGGCAGAUGAGUAUACACUCGGUGAGUUCAGUGGACAACCUGACCGCGACCGCUCCGCCAGAGGGUGGGCGCGAAGAGGCGGAGCUUCGCUCAGCGGGCGCGGUGUCCGGCAAAGUGUACGGCGCGUACCUCGGCGCCAGCGGACACCCGCUACUGGUGUUCUUUAUGGCGUUCGUGGCUGUACUGGCGCAACUGCUGGGCUCCGGCUCCGAUUGGUGGACCAGCUUUUGGGUAAAUAACGAAGAGGCGUACAGCACAAAAUUAGUAGACUCCUUAGUUCUGGCAAGGAAUAUCACAGGGCCAAUUGAAAGGGAAGCUUUGAUAAGGGAGGGACUCGUGGAGGACGUGCAAUACCAGCCCGGCGGCCUGACGCGCUACGACUGCAUUUAUAUUUAUACUGGUAUGGUGGUGGCGUUAGUGAUCAUAUCGCUGCUACGUUCGUUCAUGUUCUUUUCAAUGGCGAUGCGAGCGUCAACCCGUCUACACAAUAACAUGUUUGGAGCAAUCACGCGUGCACCAAUGCGGUUCUUCCACGUCAACCCUUCUGGACGAAUCCUGAACAGAUUCUCGAAGGAUAUGGGCGCUGUUGACGAGGUCCUGCCGUCAGCUUUGCUUGAUGUGCUUCAGAUCGGUCUAUCCCUGAUCGGUAUCGUGGUGGUAGUGGCGGUGGUGAACUACUGGCUUCUUCUACCGACGCUGGCCAUCGGCGUGGUGUUCUACGGCCUUCGCAUCUUCUACCUGGCGUCGUCGCGCAGCAUCAAGCGCCUCGAGGGUGUGACUCGCAGUCCAGUGUUUUCUCACUUGAACGCGUCGCUGCAAGGAAUCACCACGAUCCGAGCGUUCGGCGCGCAAGAGGCUCUGAUUAGAGAGUUCGACAAUCACCAGGACCUUCACAGUUCAGCUUGGUAUUUGUUCAUUGCCAGCUCCAGAGCGUUUGGUUUCUGGCUGGAUCUCGUGUGCGUCGUAUACAUAGCAGUGGUUACGUUAAGUUUCCUCGUCUUUGGACAAACUGAACAUGGUGGUAACGUGGGUCUGGCCAUAACGCAAGCGAUGGGCCUCACCGGCAUGUUCCAGUGGGGAAUGCGGCAGUCCACAGAACUGGAGAAUCAAAUGACUAGCGUAGAAAGAAUACAAGAGUAUUCCAACAUCGAGCCGGAGCCGCCUCUAACGUCCGAGCCGGACAAGAAGCCGCCGCCAUCGUGGCCGUCCGCCGGACGCGUGGUGUUCAAACACGUGUUCCUUUACUACGCGCCCGGAGAGCCGCCUGUGCUCAAAGACCUGUGCUUUGAAAUCCUGCCUAAGGAGAAAGUCGGCAUCGUAGGACGCACCGGCGCUGGGAAGUCCUCGCUCAUCAACGCGCUCUUCAGGCUUACAACAAUCGAGGGCGAGAUCAUAAUCGACGGGCGCGAGACGGCGUCGAUGGGUCUGCACGAGCUGCGCAGCCAGGUGUCCAUCAUCCCGCAGGAGCCCGUGCUGUUCUCGGGCUCCAUGCGCCACAACCUCGACCCCUUCGACGAGUACCCCGACCAGGUGUUAUGGCGCGCUCUCGAGGAGGUGGAGCUAAAAGAAGCAGUGAUGGAGCUGCCAGCCGGUUUAAGUUCUCGCAUCUCAGAAGGCGGCGGCAACUUCUCGGUGGGCCAGCGGCAACUAGUGUGCUUGGCGCGCGCUAUUGUGCGUCGCAACAGAUUACUGGUGCUCGACGAGGCUACUGCCAACGUCGACCCUCAAACUGAUGCGUUGAUACAAACUACAAUAAGGAAUAAGUUCGCAGACUGUACUGUACUUACGAUUGCUCAUCGGCUCCACACUGUUAUGGAUUCGGAUAAGGUGCUAGUGAUGGACGCAGGUCAAAUGGUGGAGUUCGACCACCCACACAACUUGCUGCAGAAGGAAGGCGGCGUGCUUCGCGCGAUGGUCGAACAGACCGGCCGCUCUAUGGCCGACUCGCUCGCGCGUGUUGCGCAACAGGCAUACGAGAAGAAAUAUGCGCCUCAAGAACCUCAAGCACACGGGAGCAGCCAGUGAUGAAGUUACUUAAUAGGUUUAAAUUAUGUUCACGUUCCUAUCGUUGAAUAAUGUACAACGGAUCUAAAAAUACUAUUUCCACAUUGUCAAUUUUGUGUCGAGUUUUGUCGUCGUUUUCAAUUCAUUAUUGAAUUUGAAUCUUUACACUGUUGGUGAAUUAGGUUUCGUAGAUUUUGAAUAAGUUAUAUUUUUCUAUGACAUAUUUUCUAUUGCAUUUCGCUGCCAUCACAUGCUUAAUAUAUUUUAUGAUCUUAUUUAGGUUAUUUUGUGUAGAAUGAGGCGUUAGCAAAAGUUGAGAAUCCCUUAGGUGAAUUUAUUGUUCGAAUCUCUACCACUAAGAACUUUCGAAUUUAUCGUAAGUAGUACGUUGAGUACAGCCUUUUUGUCUAUUUUGUAUAGACGUAGUCGCGACAAUAAGAAAAUGUGAUACAAUUUUUAAAUGUUACUGCCAUUGUUUUAUACCCAUUUUAUGCCUUUUGCUAACGCAACAUCCUGCCCGGUUGUUACUUAUACCUGUGCUUAUACUUGCAAAAUCGCCAUGUGUUUAAAAACUUCAUACUCAAUAAGGGAAGUGUCGUUAUAUGCGUGAAUGUCAUAGAAUGUAACGUCACAAUAAUUUUGUCGAAUGUAUUAGUUAAUAUUAUACAAACAACCACUAUGUUUAAGAAUAGAUUUAAUAGUAGCUGUGGAAUACAUACAAAGGACAAGUGAGAUUUUUUUUUACAUAUUUUACAUGUUAUAUAAUUUUUAACCAAAUUUUCGAAAUGAUUUUAGAACUAAAAUGAAAUGUUAUGAAUCUGGAAAUUCAUAAAAAUUAUUUCUAUCUAUCUCUAUCUAUGUCAGCCUUUGGGUUCGCCUUCGAACAUAGGCCUCCUCUUCAACCCUCCACCGACUUCUGUCCCUGGCCACACGCAUCCAGUUCACUCCAGCCUGCUGCCGGAUAUCGUCUGUCCAUCGUUUAGGCGGUCUUCCCCUGCCGCGGGUGUUGUUGCGGGGUCUCCACUCCAGGGUCUUUCUGGCCCAGCGAUCCUGGUUCAUCCGUGCAUUGUGCCCUGCCCAUCUCCAUUUACGGCUCUCAAUCUCUUCCACCACAUCGCUGAUCCUCGUCUUUUCUCUGAUCCACUCGUUCCUUUUGUGAACUUGUAGGGAAACGCCAAGCAUCUGUAUUUCCAUUGCUCGUUGUUAUUACUUAUGUCUGAGUAAAUUACGAUCUGUGCAAUCACGACUGAUUUUAUAUCUGCGGUGCUAGUUUUAUACUUACUUUCUACGAUUGUGGCCUUAAUACGUACUUAGGUUUGAUGAAAUGUUCCAAAUCUACGCUGUGAGACAUCUUAUUGCAUGUUUAGAAAUAUUUUUUACAAUAUGAACUAGCGCAUAUUAUUUUAUUUUAUUCAGUGAUUUGAUUAUGUAUACCAAUUUUUAUUAUUUAAUUUGAAUGUGAUAAUUUUUUUUAAAAUGUGUAUGCUGUGCCUGAUACUUAGAGAAACUUGAAUUAUAUUUAGCACUAAGAAUCUGUUGUUGUUGGAUAUUACAACAAAAUAUAGUUAUUCUAUGUA
Molecule: messenger RNA, 6196 nt
Organism: Ostrinia nubilalis (European corn borer)
Lineage: Eukaryota; Metazoa; Arthropoda; Insecta; Lepidoptera; Crambidae
Product: ATP-binding cassette subfamily C member 4-like
Exons: 27
Coding region: 414-4640 (1408 amino acids)
Biological process (GO): transmembrane transport; monoatomic ion transport
Cellular component (GO): membrane
Molecular function (GO): ATP binding; ABC-type transporter activity; ATP hydrolysis activity
Source: RefSeq, a predicted model, not a curated record